Molecule: messenger RNA, 4444 nt
Organism: Mugil cephalus (flathead mullet)
Lineage: Eukaryota; Metazoa; Chordata; Actinopteri; Mugiliformes; Mugilidae
Gene: msl2a
Product: MSL complex subunit 2a
Exons: 3
Coding region: 861-2708 (615 amino acids)
Cellular component (GO): MSL complex
Molecular function (GO): ubiquitin protein ligase activity
Source: RefSeq, a predicted model, not a curated record
CAUGCCUGUCGCGAGGGGUUGAUGCGAGGAAAAGUGGAAAAUCCAGUGAUUGAUGCGAUUGUUAAACGGCAAGUUAGCUAUGUUUCGGUCACCAUGCGUCAAGAAUUAGAGCAAAACGUACAAACAUCGCAGGACUUCAAUUUGCAGCCUGCAUUUUGCUCCAGUGUGUGAGUUAUAAGGCGGCCCUGGGGGGGUUAGUCAGUGAUACCGUUCAAUCUUCGCUAGCAAAUUUGGCUAGCCAUGCUAACACUAGCUGGUUAGCUUUGUUUACAUCGAGUACGCGCCGGGGGUUUGUUUGCUAAUUACUAGCCAAACUACGUUGUGGUCGCAUCGGCGGCUCCGUUGUCCCAUUUGACGUCGACGGGGAGACAGCGUUGGCAGUAAACGGCCUCUAUGGAUAUCACCAACCAUCUCUUGUGCAAAACGCUUGCCUGAUGUAGUAAGCUAACGUUAGCUACACAAUGCUAACCUUUUGAUCAUGGGUCGUUUGACGACUUGGCUGGACGUUAGCCUUUAGGCUGCGUUGGGGAUGUGCGUUAUUGCAAAACAGGGUCUAAUCAGCCCGGCAUACGAGAAACCUGGAUUGUGAUCCGACAGAGCUCCUCGGUAUAAACCGGCAACGCGAACGUUAGCUAGCCACCUGCCGAGCUAGCCGAUGUUGUGCGCGUUAAUGGAUAACCGCCUCACCACGUUCGGUGUCUCUUAUUGUGGGUAUUAUUAAUUCGUAGUUGAUUUCUGCAUCGUCACGCUGGAGUGAGUGAUUGUUGCACCGCCGGGGCAGUUUCUGUUUCCUCAAUUUUUAACACCCAUCGCCGCGAGCGGCAGGAUUGUGUUUCCCGGAGGCUGCGGAGUGCACCGCUAUGAACCCCGUUAAUGCAACCGCUCUGUACGUGUCCGCCAGCCGGGCCGUGCUGCAGUGCGACCCACGACAGCCUCACACCUUCGCAGAUAUGUACACGCUACUGCCCUUCUUCCGACAGUCCCUCGCAUGUCUUGUUUGUGGUAAACUGCUUGAGGAUCCCAUUUCCCCAACACACCCAGAGUGUCAGCAUUACGUCUGCUUGGGCUGCAAAGGCCAGAAGAUGCAGAUCAGGCCGUCGUGCAGCCGCUGUAAGGACUAUUCCUGCUUCCAGGAAAACAAGCAGCUCUCUUUACUGGUGAAGGGCUACAGGAAGCUCUGUCUCUAUGUGACUCACUCGCCGUUGCUGCAGUCAAUCAGCAGCCACGUAGGAGGGUCGCCAGAAGUCAUGGCCUUGUUGGAGGAGGUGCUGAUGUCACACGCAGAGGAGACGGAGGACCCGAGCUUUGUACAGGAAGAUGUGAAACCCGGUCCUGAAUCUCUUACCCCGACAGAAGCACCGCCUGCUCCUGCGGAGCUCUCGGCUGUGCCCCAGAGCUCCUCGUCUGAUCCUCCGUGUUCCAAUGGACCCCGGGAAUGCAAUGGAGAAUUGCUAGAGGACCUAGAUCCUUCCUCUCCUGAGCUGGAAGUGUGUGAUCCGGUAGAAGAGCAGCCACAGGCAGGCCUGUCUGUAUCCAGUACUGCUUGUAGUGGUUUGGAACUGAAUUUGACCACCGGACCUUUAGCCCCAACACCAGGCACCGUAUGCUCACUCAGGGACGGGGAUUCUAGUAGCAGGGAGCUGGAGGAGGGAGAGGUGUUGCUCCUCAGCGUGGAGGAGGUGUUACAGACAUUGGAUCCCCUCCAGCCUGGUCGAGACUCUCUUCACACACAGUCGGAAAGGACGCACACUCACACACACAUAUCCACGGACAGAGCGCACACUCAAAUGUACAUACAGCUGGACGCAGCUCACAACUACACACAGAUCCAAACGGGCAGGACUAACUCAGCGGCAGGCCACGGUGCUCACACAAACACAUCCUCCUUCGACCCCCCUCCGACGUCCAAGCCCCCGCCUGUCCGCGUCAAUCGUAAGCGGUCUCGUUCGGAGAGCGACAGGGAAAAGGUGAAACCUCUCCCCAUCGCCUCCAUCCUGCAGGGCUCCUCCUCAAAUUCACAUACUCCAAACCCCGCCCACACGCAACACACGCAGCCGCUUGCACCAUCCCUGACAGUACCAGCCCACACAUACUCGUCUCUUCCGAACGGGGCACCUCCUAAGCCCAGCCGCCCAGCGCCGAACCACAACAAAGGUGCGAGGAAGCACGUGGACCCUAGCGCUAAGAAGCCCCACGCCAAGGCCCGCAGCGGCGGAGGAUCCAAGAACAAGGACAGAAGCAAAGACCAGCGGUUGAUGUCGGGCUGCCUGGUGCCCCCGAUGCCCGUCAGGACUCCAUAUAAGAAGCCGGUGGAGAAGAAGGGUUGUAAAUGUGGCAGGGCUACCCAGAACCCGUCUGUGUUAACCUGCAGAGGGCAGCGCUGUCCCUGUUACUCAAACCGCAAGGCGUGCUUGGACUGCAUCUGUCGAGGCUGCCAGAACUCCUACAUGGCCAACGGCGAGAAGAAGCUCGAGGCCUUCGCCGUGCCGGAGAAAGCCUUGGAGCAGACGCGGCUCACGCUCGGCAUCAACCUCACGAGCAUCACGGCGGCGGCGGCGCUCCGCAACCCGGCGACCACCAGCAUCCGCGCCAACACCCUCCUCAACGUCGCCACGGCGACCGGGACCCCCGUGACCACGGCGUACCUGUCCCCCAGCCCCCCGCAGGAGCCCAACUACGAGGAGAGCCUGGAGCUGCUGAUCGGAUGAGGGGCCGGGACUCGUAGAAACGGACAGCUCGGUGCCGAUUGAAUGUGACGGCCGAUCGUUUUGUGUCUGUCAGACAACCUGCACUUCCCCUCUUUUCGGGGAGGCAUCUAAGGCAGCUAUGGGUCUGUCCUGUCCUGUAACCUGCUCUUCUUCUGUGUUGGAAAAAUGCUGAGUAGUAAGACUAGCAUGGGUGUGCCAAAGCCUCCUGUAUUGUGCCUGUGUGCCGGUGUGUAUUGUUGCCUGUCUGUAGUUAAACACUUAUACUCGGUUCCAAGGCUGUUCUGUAAUCCAGAGGUGCUUUUUUUUUUUUUUUUUUUUUUCCACAGACAUACUGUAAGAGGCAAUAGAAACCCAGAACAGGUUUUGUGCGUUCGUUUAGAGAUUCAUGUUUAUGUAUGUGUGACUUUUUUUUUUUUUUUUUUUUGUCUUUUAAUACAUUGGGUGCAUAACGACAUAAGUGCAUCGUCAUAUCGAGGUUACUGCAGUUUGUGUGUAUAAGAAAUGCAUAACUGGUAUCAGGACAGCCCUUAACUUACUAAUCCUUAAAACUGUAUGUGUUCACUUCUUAAUCGUGAAUGACUCUUGUGACUAAUCUAUGGAGAUCGCUUGUCUCACACUAGACUGUAUGCCUUUUCUAGCUCAUUAAUUCACUCGAUCCAAGUACUGUUAAUGAAUUUGUCUUAAUGAACUUGACUGAUGCAGGCAUUGUACAGGCAGCGACAUAAUGUCAAAGCACUUGGCUGGCUCCACGGUUUGUGUGUGUGUGUGUGUGUACGAGUGUGUGUGUGUGUGUGUGUGUACGAGUGUGUAUGAGUAUGUGCCUGCUGAGAUUUACUGUAGUGUCAGCAGGGAGGUGGAUGGUGGGUUGUAAGCACUUAGUCUGAUUGAUUGGCCAAAUUACAACUGAAACCGUUCUUGGUUACCAUAGCAAUAGGAGCCUCUCCGCUCGCUCGCGUGCGCACACAGUUGUUUACAGUAUUUAUCCGUUUCUAGACCACACCUGACCGUCUUCAAAAAAAAAAACACGCCGCGACGUUUCGAUCACAGGAUUGUACUUGACUCUGUGUGUGUCUGUGUGUAGAUAAACUGAAGCCAUAGUUUGUCAUUAACGGGACAAAAACAAAAAAAAAAUGUCCUCUUGUGUGUGCAUUAUUUGCCUCGCCCCCUUUCCACGCCCCUCCCUCCCUUCCCUCCCUCCCCCACCACAGCUGUAGUGUCCCGAUCAGAGACCAACCCAGAAACUAUUUUUGAUACCAAGCGCUUUGAGAUUUGGUACCGCCGCCCUUUUUCGUUUCGGUUCAAUCGGAGUGAAGCCCUCCUAUAACCCGAGAGGCUGCGUGUCGUCAGUGUUUUGUGUUUACCGUCUUCAGCUGUAACUACAGAUGCGUUUGUCGGUCCUGUCGUGGUGACCAAAAAAAGAGACUGAAAAGGAGACAGAGAGUGGGUGGACUCAGGCUGACCAAACAAAACACCUAUGGUUCUCCACUCAUAGAUCAGGAAGGAGCAGAUGGAUUACAAAUCUGAUCUAUCUUCCUGCGUGCGUGUUUCAAAAUGUAUUUCUUUUGGGCAUUACUUGAACCCCGAUUAGUUUUUGGUAUCGUUUUUUUUUUUUUUUCUUUCUUUUUUAAUGUAAAAACUCUUGUUUGAGGAGUGACUAUUAUUGCUGAAACAUUCACUGCCAUAUUAUGGAAACAUGUAAUACAACAUGAAUUAAAUGAUAGUUUUUUACUUUUUCA